CUACCCUCUCAAUAAAUGACGAUUCUGCCAUUUCCUUCCUUUCCCCGUUUCGCUGCAUCUCAACUCUUCCAUUAAUACCCACCGAUUUGAUGUUUAAGAAACCAGACAAAGGUGAAAAGAUGGAAGAUGCUAUGCCCGAAGCAGUAAAUCCCAGGGAAGAUGAUGAAGUUUCCGGAGAAGAAAGACAAACCCCAGAAGCAGCUAAAGAACACGGAGAAGAGAGAGCUAACGGCGGUGGUGGAUUCAUUAAUCAUCUCUUCUCUAACUUAGUUAAUGGAGGAACAGAUGGUGAUGGAGAAAAUCGAAGCGAACAAGCCGAGAAAGAGACGAUCAGUGCAGCUGCAGAGGGUAAACAUGACGAGAAUAGCGGUGGGAUUUUUGAUCACAUCAUCUCCAAUCUGGUCAGUCCUUUAAGUCCGAGAACUGGAAACACCAGUACCCGUACCCAAGGAAAAACUGAAGCUUUCGAUCAUACAACCGCAAGUGAAAAUGAACCAGGUUUGAGAUCAGAGGGAGAAGGGGGCGGCGGCGGCGGCGGAGGGUUUAUCAACAAUUUCGUGUCCAACCUGUUUCACCACUCCGAGGGCGAAGUAGGAGAGGGAAGCAGCAAUAAGAAACAAAAGGUAGAAGAAGGUGGUGAAGAUCAAAGCAAAUCAGAGAAAACAGAAAAUGGAGGAGGUAUCAUUCAUAACAUUGUCUCACAGUUGCCCACAUCUCUUCCAGAGAGUGCAGCUCCCAGCAGUGAUGAAGCUACUAUUCUGAUUCACAUUGUUCAAGAUUAAACAAGUGUUGAUGAUUAGAAUCUGAUUGUAACAUCUUCAACCACUUUGCUCAUUCCUACUGGCUUCUACUUUCUCUUUAGCAUUUUGAUUUUCUUUGUUUUCUGUAAUUUAUCUCAGACUUGUACUGUAUUUUU
Hibiscus syriacus is the source of this 916-nucleotide messenger RNA. RefSeq lists its product as uncharacterized. The transcript is spliced from 2 exons. The record is from RefSeq and is a predicted model, not a curated record. Bases 90 to 782 code for a protein of 230 amino acids. NCBI's taxonomy places the organism in Eukaryota, Viridiplantae, Streptophyta, Magnoliopsida, Malvales, Malvaceae.